Ipomoea nil (Japanese morning glory) is the source of this 684-nucleotide messenger RNA. RefSeq lists its product as uncharacterized. Bases 1 to 684 code for a protein of 227 amino acids. The transcript has a single exon. Lineage: Eukaryota; Viridiplantae; Streptophyta; Magnoliopsida; Solanales; Convolvulaceae. The record is from RefSeq and is a predicted model, not a curated record.
AUGGUUCAGACCAACAAACUCUCAAAGGAUGGAGGUACAGAUCUUGAGGAUAACUCCCAGUACAGGAAAGUGGUAGGAAAACUGUUGUAUUUAACUAUCACUAGGCCUGAUAUCUGCUUUGCUGUACAGCAAUUAUCCCAAUUCUUGGACAGCCCCGCUACUCUUCAUUUGCAGGCAGCUCACAGGGUCCUAAGAUACAUCAAGAAUUCCCCUGGACAAGGCUUGUUCUUUCCUGCAAAUUCCCAGCUCAAAGUAAGAGGAUUUGCUGACUCAGAUUGGGCAACUUGCCCUGAUACAAGGAAGUCUGUCACUAGCUUCUAUGUUUUUUUAGGAGAUGCUCUAAUAUCUUGGAAGUCUAAAAAGCAAAAUACCAUUUCAAGGUCACCAUCUGAAGCUGAAUAUAGAGCUCUUGCCCUUGCUACUUGUGAAAUGCAGUGGUUGUUCUACCUUUUUGAAGUCUUAGAGGUCUGCUUGAAAGACACAGCUGUAUUGUUUUCUGAUAGUAAGUCUGCCAUUGCCAUGGCAGAAAACCCUGUCUUUCAUGAAAGAACCAAGCAUGUAGAGAUCGACUGUCAUUUGAUAAGGGAAAAGAUCCAAAAAGGAGUCAUAAAGUUGCUGCAUGUUCCUACUGAAAGCCAGACAGCAGACAUGUUUACUAAGCCCCUACAACCAAUGGUGUUUUAG